AUGGGAACAAUCCUUGUAAUUAAGGUUUCCCCUAUAUCAGCAGAACAAUUUGAGGAACUUGUAGCUGAUCCUAAUUCGAACGAGUUGUUCCAUUACACUGAUAAACCUGAAACUUUUUAUGUUACUGACCGAAUAAAUUCUGGUGUUUAUGUAUUUACACCCGAAAUCUUUACUGCAAUUCAAGCUAAUCUGAGACGUCAACCGAGCUUUGCUUUGACACCUUACAGUCAGCAAUAA
Messenger RNA from Lactuca virosa, 237 nucleotides. The record is from the annotation of a GenBank genome assembly. NCBI's taxonomy places the organism in Eukaryota, Viridiplantae, Streptophyta, Magnoliopsida, Asterales, Asteraceae.